This is a messenger RNA of Phyllostomus discolor (pale spear-nosed bat), 1525 nucleotides long. It is a transcript of the gene RNASE10, whose product is annotated as ribonuclease A family member 10 (inactive). Gene Ontology annotation, molecular function: nucleic acid binding. The record is from RefSeq and is a predicted model, not a curated record. NCBI's taxonomy places the organism in Eukaryota, Metazoa, Chordata, Mammalia, Chiroptera, Phyllostomidae. The coding region runs from base 66 to 716 and encodes 216 amino acids. The transcript has a single exon.
CUCUACUAGAGCCAAGUUUCAUCUCAAAAUCAUUCCUUCCUUUUCCUUCCUGCCCUCCAGGCAAAAUGAAGCUGACUCUGGUACAAAUCUUUUUUGUGUUGUUGCUGCUGUUGCUGGGCUUGGGGAUGGGCCUGGGGUUGGGGCUUCGGAUGGCCGCAGCCGUCCUGGAAGACAGUGAAGAAUCACUGAGUGAAUUUUGGUCCAGUGACUCACAGGACAAAGCCAAGGCUACUGAGGAGGCAGAAGGCAUCCGAACAACUGAACCCCUGCUGCUUAGCAACAAAGGGGUGGUACAACCUGGCUGGCCAGAAGACACCAUCCUCAAUGAAGAUGAAGUUGGAGGAAACAAGAUGCUCAGAGCUGAGGCUCUCUUUCAGAGCAACAAAGACUAUCCCAGGCUUGACCUGAUGGCCCGGGAAUGCAAUGCCUUGAUGGCACACAAGAUGAAGGAGCACAACCACACAUGCAUAACCCAGUACACAUUCAUCCAUGAGGAGCUAGACACAGUCAGAGCUGUCUGUAAUGGUCCUGUUGUUGCCUGUGAGCUCCAGGGAGGCAAGUGUCACAAAAGCUCCCGUCCUUUUGAUUUGACACUUUGCAAGUUAUCCCAACCAGGCCAAGUCACUCCUCACUGCAAUUACCUAACUUUCAUUUUUGAAAAGUUCAUUAUUAUAUCCUGUAAUGACAUGAAGCUCCAGGUAUCUCCUGGAAAAUGAAGCAACUUUCCUCUUCUUUUUCUUCACCUUCUCCUCUUCCUCUUUCUUAUACUGUUUUCUUCCUCCUAGGUUUUCUACAAAAAAGUUUCUGGGAACAGAGGCUGAUUUAUUCUUUAUCAUUCCCCCAUGAAAAUACAAUUCUCCUUUGCCCAGGGGAUCCCCCUAGCUUGCAUUUUGUUCCUGUGAUUAGAAGUGGCAGAAUAGGUGAAUGAUCUAGAUUCUCUAGGUUCUUCUUCUCUCAGAUCCUAUCUCCUGCCCUGGAAAGAGAUUAGUGAAGAACUGCUCUAGGCUCUCCCAGGGCCCUGGUCAUUAGUCUGUUCCCUGGUCUGUUUGUCUUUGUCUGUGGACUACAAGAAUUUAGUGCAUCCUUCACCCAUGUCCUUUCCUGCUACCCACCCUGAGCCUUUAGGACAAUAAACCUCCUGGACUUUCCACAUAACACUUCUCUGCCGUAGAUGCAAAUUAAAGUGAUUAAAUCUUACUGCAUCUGGAGAACCAUAUGGAAUGGGUUUCUUUUGUUUUUUUAAAUUGGAUUUAUUAAGGUGACACUGGUUAACAAAAUUAUACAGGUUUCAGGUGCACAAUUUCACAACACAUCAUCUAUACACUGUAUUGUGUGUUCACCACCACAAGUCAAGAGAAUGAGUUCCUUUCCUGAGUCUGAAUAUAAGGCCUAGAUUUAGGGAUUUAUGGAUCUCCUGGUAAAGAUCUAUGGUCUUGCAGAUGAAGACAGAACUUGUGCUGGGGAAGGACAGCCCUCUUUUUUCUUGAAGCUUCUCUGCCUUUUUCUCUUUCCUCCAUCUUUUAGU